UGUAAACCUGGAGUUUUUCCAAGACGUAGCGACUCAAUCGGCAAAGACAGGAGUCGAAGACAAGGAAGUGAUUAGAUAGGUCCAACGAGGAGGGAGCGAUGAUCCGCCUCAAAGCAAAGCAAGCGGAAAAGAAAGCGGAGGAGGAGAAGGAGGCGGCGGCCGCUGCCGAUGCUGGUGAGGCUGCGCCGGCCCCGAAGCCCAAGACGAAAAUCCUCGGUGUAGGUCGUGGCAAGCGUGCCGGUGCCAGCAAAGAGAAGAAGCGCACGCCGGGCGAGAUCCGCAUCCAGAAAGAUAUUGCAGAGCUGGAUGGCGGCAAGGCUGCGACGGUCUCGUUCCCGGAGGUGAACGACCUCACAGUGUUCAACGUCAAGGUUGCGGUGGACACGGGACUGUGGAAAGGCGCGUCAUACGACUUCAGUUUUAAGAUCCCUCCUAUGUAUCCGCAUGACCCGCCCAAAGUUCGAUGUCUGACGAAGAUUUACCACCCGAACAUUGACCUUGACGGCAAUGUGUGCUUAAACAUCCUGCGUGAGGACUGGAAACCUGUGCUGGACAUCAACUCGGUUAUCUAUGGCCUGAUCUACCUGUUCUACGAGCCGAACCCGGAUGACCCUCUGAAUAAAGAAGCUGCUGAGCUGUUCCGUAACGACCCGAAGCAGUUUGCCGCAGUCGUUCAUCGAUCUUUGCGUGGGUACAGUGUCCAAGGCAUCGAGUUUGAGCAGCUGAUCUAAACUCGCGCAGCCGGUACGACAAGUUUUUGGUUCCAAGCGGCCGAGUGAUCGGUGGUUAACGCCAACUAGUUUUAAGUUUUAAGGCCUAGCGUCAUAGACAGCACCGUGGUCGUGAACGGAUCAGCAACUUACGUAAUCGAGCUGAAGAUUUUGGCUCAACUCAUGCGGCUUUGUACAUUCGCUUAUUUUAUUUGUUCGCGCAGAUUGGCGCCGCCAUCUAUCGUCUUCAGAUUCAAGAAAUACAGCAAAAUACUGCUACGAAAUGUAAAUGGCCUCGAUCUCUUCGGACGUGCUGUCACGAAGGACAUUUUCCUGUUUCAAAUGAAAAAAAAAGAAAGUCAGACACUG
Molecule: messenger RNA, 1079 nt
Organism: Phytophthora nicotianae INRA-310
Lineage: Eukaryota; Oomycota; Peronosporomycetes; Peronosporales; Peronosporaceae
Exons: 6
Coding region: 99-731 (210 amino acids)
Biological process (GO): protein neddylation
Cellular component (GO): nucleus
Molecular function (GO): NEDD8 transferase activity
Source: RefSeq, a predicted model, not a curated record